AGAUCGACUUUCAACUUCCUUACAAAUUAUCUUAUCUACUGCUAUAAUAGGUUCAAUCUCAAUCAGCUGAUUAGAGCGACCAUAAUAUUUUUAAUAUAAAAUAAUGUCUGAUAAAAUUGUUAAAACUAUCAUGAGAUCGAAACCUAUUCGUAUGUGGAUAGAUGGCAAUUGCUUUAACCUGAAAGAAUAUAAAUGGAAACAAAAAAGAGAUAUAAUAAACAGUAGUAAUGCUACUAAACAUAAUAUAAAAAUUGUUGGGAAUGACAAGAGUAUUGAAAAUAAUGACAAGACUAUUGAGUGUGAUAAAAAUAUUGAGAAUAUAGCCGCGAAAGAUACAAAAGAGGUGUGUGAUAUUCAGUUAGAAGCUGAUAGUCAAGGGAUCUUAUCUACAAGUAUUGAACUGCCUGUAUUCUACUACAAUAAAUUGAACCAACAUCAUUUUGAAAAUAUAAAUGAAAUUAAGAGUAAAACAAAAACGGAUAUAUUUAUACCAAAAAAUGAGAAGACAGAAAAAGUGGUUAUCUCUGGAGGUGAUGAAGGAAGUAUAAAGGAAGCUUUAAAUGAAAUUCAUUGUAUAUUGGGUCAAAUUAGAAAUAUGGCAAUGGCUUUACAGUUCAUUGCAAUUCGAUUGACAAGUGAAGAAAUUAAAACUAAUUUUGAAAAAUUCAAAAAUGAAAUAUUGGCAGAAAGUUCUUUGAGAGGAAUGCAUGAAUCGAUAUUUCAAAAAUCAUUAAAAUUGCAUCUGACCAUUGAUAUAUUUGUGUUGUUAAAUGAAAGAGAGAAGAAGGAGGCAGUUCAAGCUCUAGAAGACUACAAAGAAAGUGUUUUGAAACCAAUGAUAGAAAAAUCAGGACCGCUCAAAAUACAUGUAGCUGGUAUUGAGUGCAUGAACAAUGAUUAUGAGAAUGUCCACAUAUUGUAUGCCAAGGCGAAAAUUCUUAACGAAACUGGUGAAAUGACUCUACAAACACUAGCAAAUGGACUUUCUGUCCAUUUUUAUGAAAGAGGUUUGUUGAAAAAGCAUCAAGAAAAUAUCAAACUUCAUAUGACCUUGAUAAACACCAAAUACAGAGCAGAACCAGGCAGUCCAAGACGCAGAUGGAUUAAGAGGAAAAGUAUCGAUGCUAGAAAAAUCAUGGAGAAAUACAAAGAUUACGAAUUUGGGCAAUGCGAUCUGAAUUCUAUACAUAUAGCAAACAUAUCAACUUUGGGAAAGGACGGAUUUUAUGAAUUGUUAGCAAGCGUUGAGUUGUAAUUUAGUUUUUUCUUAUUUUAUUUACUCCCGUUUUGUUGUAUAUACAAUAUAGUGUUUAUUUAAAUGGUUUGGUAUUAAAUAUAUGAUUUGUUUCAUUCACUAUGUUUUGUGUUUAGAGAUCGCAGGUUAAUAGAAAUUUAGAAUAAUAAUGGAAGAAAAAAUGCAAUAUUUUGACUGUAAAUAUUUUUUUUAUAAGUAGGGGUGGUCCAAAUGUUCGAAACAUAUACCUCGGUGGUAGAAGGUGGACACAACCGCUUUCCAGCCUCGGUUAUGCAGGACUUCUCCAGCGCGGCCACGAUGAUACCCAAGUCCGCGCGCUAGGGUUGUUCUGACACCAUCGCCGUCAAUGCCAGAGAUCUACCUGUUAAAAAAACACCCUCCUCAGCUGUGAAUUACCGACCAGAUCGUCCUG
This is a messenger RNA of Diabrotica balteata, 1667 nucleotides long. Lineage: Eukaryota; Metazoa; Arthropoda; Insecta; Coleoptera; Chrysomelidae. The record is from the annotation of a GenBank genome assembly.